GUGCGAAGGUCUGCAAGCACAGCGGGCCGCGAGGACUAGAUAAAGCCCGACUGCGACACCAGAGCAAUCGCGCUGCCAUGGACACCGCGGAGAGCGCCGAGCGCGCGCACAGCCCAGCGCUCCCACCCCCGCGCAGUCUCUGCCCGCCGCCAGCGCAACCCGGGUCCCAGGGCUUCUGGAGACCUUGGCUUCGAACCCCCGGAGAGAAAGAGAAACGGGAGGAAACCCACGCUGCAGACGCGUUGCCCAGUGGCCCUGGAGUGACGGAAGCCUCAGGAAAGCUUUCUCAAUACCAACACCCUGUCAGACUGUUCUGGCCCAAGUCCAAGUGUUAUGAUUACUUAUAUCAAGAAGCAGAGACUCUCCUGAAAAAUUUUCCAAUUCAAGCAACGAUUUCGUUUUAUGAAGAUUCUGAUAGUGAAAAUGAAAUUGAGGGGCUGGCCUAUGAAAAUUAAUCUAAUUAGUUACUUCUGAUGACAA
This is a messenger RNA of Chionomys nivalis (European snow vole), 480 nucleotides long. RefSeq names its product ripply transcriptional repressor 2 (gene Ripply2). Lineage: Eukaryota; Metazoa; Chordata; Mammalia; Rodentia; Cricetidae. The record is from RefSeq and is a predicted model, not a curated record. The transcript is spliced from 4 exons. Gene Ontology annotation, cellular component: nucleus. Bases 78 to 455 code for a protein of 125 amino acids. Gene Ontology annotation, biological process: negative regulation of transcription by RNA polymerase II; embryonic pattern specification.